AUGAUCCCAGGACAGAUGUUUCCAACCAGCCCGUACAUUGCUUUUGAAAACUACACAAGGUUCUUCAACGGCGACGUGCCUUUUGUUGUGAUAAGGGACCUGGACUUUAUAGAAGACGUGUUCGUGCGCAACUUCCAGAAUUUCGUGGACCGAGGAAUCACAAUGAUGACGGAUCAAAUGCACCCAAUUUUGGGACAGUCGAUACUGCACAUCAACGGUUACAAGUGGAAGAAUAUCCGCACGUCUGUGUCCUUCAGUCUGACUUCUAAAAAGCUUAAGCAGAUGAUGCCCCAGAUCCAAGAAGACCUCAAUGUCUUUGUCCAAGCGAUGAAGCAGUACGCAGACACGGGUAAGGAGGUGCAGAUGCUUCACAAGUUUGAAGAGCUCGCCAUGGACUUGACGGCCAGGGGUGCGUUCGGCAUCAACGAGCGCUUCGUGGGAAAGCCCGAUCACCCGUUCAUAAUCACGUCGAAGGCUGUCGCCAGGAACAUCAUGAAAGGGCCAUUCCACUUUAUCGCACGUGAGUUAUGCGUCAACGAUUGCUUCAGGCCGCUGCUAUAG
Molecule: messenger RNA, 561 nt
Organism: Rhipicephalus sanguineus (brown dog tick)
Lineage: Eukaryota; Metazoa; Arthropoda; Arachnida; Ixodida; Ixodidae
Product: cytochrome P450 3A1-like
Exons: 4
Coding region: 1-561 (186 amino acids)
Molecular function (GO): heme binding; monooxygenase activity; iron ion binding
Source: RefSeq, a predicted model, not a curated record